ACUCUCACUGCCUGAGCCCGGCGUUGACGGCCACCACUCCUCUCCACCGCUCAGCACACUUUGCCGUUUUUGUUUUUGAGUGGUUGCUGCAAGAAAAAAACUCGGUUUGAUUUUGCAAACCCAGUCCACGUCCACGCACGUCUUUGAAAACAAUCACUGACUUACCUUCCAAAGCUUCUUUGCAAACAUGUCUGGAGAAGACGCACCUGUUCAGGAGCAGAACGCCGUGGAUCAGAAGCAGGACUCCAAACCCACCGAGGAGCCCAAGACCGAGUCGGAGCCCGCGGCCGCCGUAGCUACCGACGCGUCGGCGGCUGCAGCGGACGCAGCUCCCCCGGCGUCGGCGACCACCGAGAAGGUCCCGGAGGAAGAGGCGUUCACGUACCGCGCCCUGGUGCUCACCGGCUACGGCGGCUACGACAAAGUCAAGCUGCAAGUGAAGAAGGGCAAGCCGUCCCUGAAGGCGGCCGAGGUCCAGGUGCGAGUCAAGGCGUGCGGGCUCAACUUCGCCGACCUGAUGGCGCGCCAGGGGCUUUACGACCGGCUGCCGUCCCCGCCGGUCAGCCCGGGCAUGGAGUGCUCCGGGUUGGUGGAGGCUGUCGGGGAGGAGGUGACGGACAGAAAGGUGGGCGACAAGGUGAUGGUGCUGAGUCGCUUCGGCCUGUGGCAGGAUGUGGUGGCAGUGCCGGCCAACCACACCUUCCUCAUGCCGGAGGGCAUGAGCUUUGAGGAGGCCGCCGCCCUGCCGGUCAACUACAUCACCGCUUACAUGAUGCUGUUUGACUUCGGUCACCUGCGACCCAACCAGAGCGUCCUCAUCCACUCGGCUGCAGGUGGCGUGGGCACAGCGGCUACGCAACUGUGCAAGACGGUGAAGGACGUCACCGUGUUCGGCACGGCAUCGGCCAGCAAGCACGAGGCCAUCGGCCAAGCCGGCGUCACGCAUCCUAUUGACUACCGCACCAAGGACUACGUCGAGGAAGUCCGCAAGAUCACUCCUAAAGGACUGGACAUUGUACUGGAUCCUCUUGGAGGAUCGGACACCCACAAGGCCUACAACCUGCUUAAACCAAUGGGCAAACUCAUCACCUAUGGUGCCGCUAACAUGCUGGCGGGCCAGAAGAAGAAUUUGCUGGCCGUGGCCAAGAAUUGGUACCACCAGUUCUCCAUCCACACGCUCAGCCUGAUCCAGAGCAACAAGUCGGUGUGCGGCUUCCACCUGGGCUACCUGGACGGUGAGACAGAGCUGCUCACCCAGGCCAUGAACGCCAUCCUGGACCUCUACAAGGAGGGCAAGGUCAAGCCCCGCAUUGACUCCACCUGGCACCUGGAGCAGGUAGGCGACGCCAUGCGCAAGAUGCAGGAAAGGAACAACAUUGGCAAGGUGGUCCUAACCACAGAGCCCAUGCCUGAGGAGGAGAAGAAGGAGGAGGCGCCGGCGGACAAGAAGAAGGAUGACAAGAAGAAGGACGACAAGAAGAAAGAUGACAAGAAGAAGGACGACGGCAAGAAAGAGGAGAAGAAGGAUGACAAGAAGAAGGAAGAGCCCAAGAAGGAGGAGGAGGAGAAGAAGGAGGAGGCCAAGAAGGAGGACAAGUGAAGGGGGGGAUGGAGAUUGAUAGGUUGGAGCUGGUGGUGGGAGUGGGUUGGGAGGAUGGCGAUUACACCACCUCCUCCAAUGAUUACUCCUUCCUGACCAAUAAAUAAUAAAAAAAAAAAAAUCACCUCUUCGCGUAGUGAUUUUUUUUUUUCAACCCCCCUCCCCCGUGAAUCGGCCCUCUCCCCACCAUAGCCACUACUUCCCACUGUGCUAAAUUGUUGUUACCUGCUCCCCCCCCCCACCCCCCGUUUUACUGUCAUCAACCUCGCCCACAGACAAGCACAAAGACGACCAAGACGAACCACAACCACCCUCCCUCCCGUUAUGUCACUCAGAGGAGUCACCGAGCCCUGUGAUUGGCCGACGGUCAGACAGCAUCAACAGGUAUCCUCUGCUAAUUAGAAAGAGCUUCACAGUUAAUAAUAGUCCCCACAUAAAGAGCCUCUCUGUGUGUAAGAUGAAUCAGGGAGUGGGAAGAAGAGGGGCACGGGGGUCUUUUUUUUUCAACUGGUGAUGGCCACAAGCUGAAAGAAGCACUGUCACGCCGAGGCCUCCCUCUCGCUCCUUUUUAGCAAGGCCUGUCCGUAACCUCAAUUCUAACCAAAAGGGUGGGGGUUCUAGUACAAGCCGCCAACCCCCUCUCCUCCCCGUUCCCUCACCGCAGUCGGCAUAGCAACAGGCGUCAGGCUUGUCAAGAGAUGCCACUCCCCCCCCCCCCCCCACCACGUAUCCCUUCCAUGUGUGCCAACAAUGUACCCCCCUCACUCCCAAAUUCCUCUUUUCUCCAACUAUUUUAGGGGAUGACACUGAAAAGACGUGGGGCCUUCCUCAAAAAAAAAAAAAAAAUCUCAGAAUAAAGCCUUACUAGUAUUGACAAGUGACUGGGCGGAAGUUGUGGGUAAAUAAAGUGCACGGCGCCGCCUAGUGGUCGUAAGGAAACAUUUUCCUUACGAGCUCUGUGUCAUAUGUAUGUGGGUAUUUUUAAAAAGAACGUUUUAAAACUUCGUUUUUUGACUAUACGACUAUUAUAAACAACUUUCGAAAAUCGCAUAAACAUAAGGAAGCUUUGCAGGAUGUGACAAGCUGAUUUCAUGAGUGCAUUCACGCGAUAGAUAUCACUUCCAUCACUUAAAUUUUGAGCGCAGUCAAAAUCAUGAAAUUGGGCAAACAUUUUUUAGAGGGUCUCGAUGUCACUUAGUACUGCCCCUGGAAAGUUGGGGGAAAAAAUGAGCCACUGACACCAGCUUCACUGACGGACACAAAUUUUGGUGGGCACUUGCGCAAUACAAAUGACUUUGUUUCGAGUUACUAGAUCGCCUUUUGAGAGUUUUAAUCAACUCAGAAACUCACCAAAUUCUGCAAAAGAUUUUGUUUUAGGGGUCCCAAACACGACCCCCCCCCCCCACCACCAAAAGUCAAAAAAAUACAAAAUACAAAAAUAUGAGUUAUCUAGUUAUUAGUUCUACUAGUUGACACAAAAUUGGGUGGAUACGUCUAUCAUACCAGAAUGCAGAAAAAAUCUACAAGACCCAUGCCCGAAAUUGAACAGGAAGUUGGCCGUCUUGGUUUGACGCAGCCAUGUUGGGUGAAUUCCAAGGACUCGUACUUUGAUGAACUACUAGGGAAUUAGUUCAAAUGAACCUCAAUUGGAAGAAGGUAUCCUAGACAAAUGGGCGACGCUAAAUUGUGAAGCUUUUUCUCUGUCUAAUGUGAGUGGAGUGUUGCGCCAAAGUUUGAUGAUCAUUUGAGGAGUCGCCACGAAAACGGGCGAAUGUGGGCCUGGUCAUACAAUUUGUUAACCUUACAUUAGGGCAUUUGACUACAUUCCCCUGAUGGAUUAUGGGGAGGGCUAAUGAUCAAUGAAUCGAUUGUUAUGAGAUGGUUGGAUUUGCCCCCCCCCCCCCCCCCCCCCCCCCGAAUGUUAUGAACUUCUGAUUCCAUGCCAGUGUCAUUGUCUUAUUGAGUGGGCGGAUGUAACACAACUUCCCAGAGUUGAUGUAAUUUUGACUCGAUCUUUUCAAGACGCGAUAAUAAUUAAUUCCACGCAAUCCACUUAAUUAUUAUCCUCUUUUUAUUCAUUGUUGUUUUAGUGCCUUUUUCUGGCUACAAC
Molecule: messenger RNA, 3710 nt
Organism: Phycodurus eques (leafy seadragon)
Lineage: Eukaryota; Metazoa; Chordata; Actinopteri; Syngnathiformes; Syngnathidae
Gene: vat1
Product: vesicle amine transport 1
Exons: 6
Coding region: 188-1600 (470 amino acids)
Molecular function (GO): oxidoreductase activity; zinc ion binding
Source: RefSeq, a predicted model, not a curated record